AUGGCCCCGGCGAUGCUGCAACGCAUCUGGGGGCAGUGGCCCGACGGGCAGGCGCGCUCGCGCCGCAACGUCGGCGCUCACUGGCGCCUCGGCGAGGCUGGUCUCCCGAUCGAGCUGCUCGAGGAUGCCCUCCUGGACCCGCGGCGCUCGCAGAGGGGGGCGCGCCAGCGCGCGCAGGACAUGGUGGAGAAGCCCGACGGGAAGGAUGGCGCCACCGAGGAGUCCACGGAGAGCGGAUCGGCCUCGGAGAUGGAGGACAAGCCGCUCUCCGAGCUCAUGAAGCAGGUGUUGGACGGGAAAGGGGAGCAGGAGUCCGACGGUAAGUAUGCGAAGCUGGUGAAGGUGCUGGCGAUCCUCGCGAGCGAGGUGGCGCAGCCCCAGACCCAGCUCGCAAUGGUGACCACAGCUGAGAGCGGGGAGGAGGUGCAGGGAGGCAUCGGCAACCCCGUCAAGAUGAAGGUGAAAUCGGAGAUCGGGGAAGCAGCGCAGGAAGGCAUCGACAACCUCAUCAUGAGUUAG
Messenger RNA from Prorocentrum cordatum, 519 nucleotides. The record is from the annotation of a GenBank genome assembly. Lineage: Eukaryota; Dinophyceae; Prorocentrales; Prorocentraceae.